Molecule: messenger RNA, 564 nt
Organism: Rotaria sordida
Lineage: Eukaryota; Metazoa; Rotifera; Eurotatoria; Philodinida; Philodinidae
Source: the annotation of a GenBank genome assembly
UAGUAUUUGAUGGUACUCAACGAUGAAGAAGUCAACGUAAACCUGACGAUAUUCCAUUGAAACCAAAGUAAUGAAAUAUUUCAUUUAAAAAUAAUUUAAUACUUUAGAGAAGAUAUUAUUGCAAAGAAAAUGAGAGGUUGUAGUGCCGUAUUUCUACUUCUUCAUGCUUGUACACAUCCAUAUUUACUUGAUGCACCACAAGAUGCAAAUGCAGAAUUAAUUAUUAAUGAAGAAUUAAUAACAAAUAGCGGACAAUUUAUUUUAUUAGAUAAAAUGCUUGUAAAAUUAAGUAAAAAAAAUUAUAAAGUUUUGAUCUUUUCAAUAUUGAUGACUUUUCUUGACGUACUUGAAGCAAUGUGUGAACAUCAAAAUUAUGAUUAUAUAAUAUUUGAUGGUAAUAAAAAUUUUGAAGAAAGAAUUGAUGCUAAUCCAAUGCUUGAUAUGCAAGCACAAGAUCGUGCUUAUUGUAUAGGACAAACAAAACUAGUUGUUGUUUAUCGAUUUAUUAUUCGAAAUACAAUUGAUGAACAUGUAUCUCGAGAAGAAAGCAUCCGUUUUGACUAG